AUGUAUGGAGAUGGGCAAUCUACAAGUCGAAUGUUGACAAUGAACAACCAUCUCAUUCACAAUUAUAUUGGGACUCCCAUUACAGGAUGUCAGCUUGUGCGAACCGAGGGGGAAGGUGAAAGCAACCCAGCAGAAGAUUCUACUUCCAUUACCAAGCUGGUUGGAAGGCAAACCAUUGUGAAGAAGAGGAAAGCCACCGCCGAGGGGCUUGGAUCUGGAAGAAAUGAUGUCGAUGUGGCGGUCGGUCUGGCUAAGGCUACAAUCCUUCCACCGCAUAGUGCAAUUGAAAAAUUAUCUGGUCAGAACGAUGAGGUAGCUAAGAAGAUGAAGGCAUCCAAACAAUCUGAGAAGGCGGUUCGUGAUGCUUUGGUGAAGGAGCUCAAUUCUUUCCUCCAA
Messenger RNA from Ilex paraguariensis (yerba mate), 396 nucleotides. The record is from the annotation of a GenBank genome assembly. NCBI's taxonomy places the organism in Eukaryota, Viridiplantae, Streptophyta, Magnoliopsida, Aquifoliales, Aquifoliaceae.